Molecule: messenger RNA, 2964 nt
Organism: Cyprinodon variegatus (sheepshead minnow)
Lineage: Eukaryota; Metazoa; Chordata; Actinopteri; Cyprinodontiformes; Cyprinodontidae
Gene: xab2
Product: XPA binding protein 2
Exons: 19
Coding region: 106-2655 (849 amino acids)
Biological process (GO): mRNA splicing, via spliceosome; generation of catalytic spliceosome for first transesterification step
Cellular component (GO): Prp19 complex; U2-type catalytic step 2 spliceosome; post-mRNA release spliceosomal complex
Molecular function (GO): protein binding
Source: RefSeq, a predicted model, not a curated record
CGGAAGUCACUACGGGAGACUACACGCAUUGAGUUUGCAAGCUAGGUUAGCUAUUCGAACGUUAGCAUUACGUCUAACUGAAUAAGUUAUUUUCUCUCUGAAGAAAUGCCUUCCUUAAAUGGAAAAGCUGACGUUAUAUUUGAGGAUGAUGAUCUUCCAUAUGAAGAGGAGAUUAUCAGGAAUCCAUACUCUGUCAAAUGUUGGAUGCGCUACAUUGAAUUCAAACAGAAUGGACCCAAAUCCACCCUGAACAUGAUAUAUGAGCGGGCUCUGAAAGAAUUGCCUGGAAGUUAUAAAUUGUGGUACAACUAUCUGAGAGAAAGGAGGAAACAAGUCAAAGGGAAAUGCAUCACAGAUCCAGUUUAUGAGGAGAUUAAUAACUGUCACGAAAGAGCACUCGUGUUUAUGCACAAGAUGCCCAGGAUUUGGAUUGACUACUGUCAGUUUGUUGUGUCGCAAUGUAAGAUCACAAGAAGUCGGAGGACAUUUGACCGGGCUCUGAGAGCUUUACCUGUAACCCAGCAUCCACGAAUCUGGCCUUUGUAUCUACGCUUUGCUCGUAACCUUCCCCUGCCUGAGACAGCCCUGAGGGUGUAUCGAAGGUAUCUCAAGCUAUCUCCAGAGAAUGCAGAAGAGUACAUAGACUACUUGCGGUCUGUUGGUCGUUUGGACGAAGCAGCUAUGCGAUUAGCAGCAAUUGUAAAUGAUGAAAGCUUUGUGUCCAAAGAGGGCAAAUCUAACUAUCAGCUGUGGCACGAACUAUGUGAUCUGAUCUCUCAGAACCCCGAUAAAGUGACAUCUUUGAAUGUCGGGGCCAUCAUACGAGGAGGCCUCACACGCUUUACAGACCAACUUGGAAAACUUUGGUGUUCUUUGGCUGACUAUUACAUCAGGAGUGGCCACUUUGAAAAAGCAAGGGACGUUUAUGAGGAAGCCAUCCUUACAGUGGUAACAGUGAGGGAUUUCACACAAGUAUUUGAUAGCUAUGCUCAGUUUGAAGAGAGCAUGAUUGCGGCAAAGAUGGAGACCACUGCUGAGAUGGGAAAAGAGGAAGAAGAUGACAUAGAUCUGGAGCUUCGCCUGGCUCGCUUUGAGCAGCUGAUUGCACGGCGGCCACUUCUACUUAACAGUGUACUACUGAGGCAGAACCCCCAUAAUGUUCAUGAGUGGCACAAACGGGUAAAACUCUAUGAAGGAAAUCCGCGACAGAUCAUCAACACGUACACUGAAGCAGUUCAGACUGUGGAUCCAAUGAAGGCCACAGGCAAGCCUCAUUCUCUCUGGGUUUCUUUUGCCAAAUUCUAUGAGGAGAAUGAACAGCUGGAUGAUGCCAGGACAAUCUUUGAGAAGGCAACUAAAGUGAACUACAAACAGGUGGAUGACCUUGCUGCAGUUUGGUGUGAAUUUGGAGAGAUGGAGCUUCGCCAUGAGAAUUAUGAUCAGGCACUGCGAAUAUUGAGGAAAGCUACAGCAAUCCCAUCAAAGAAAGCAGAGUACUUUGAUUCGUCUGAGCCGGUCCAAAACAGAGUCUACAAGUCCCUGAAGGUGUGGUCGAUGCUGGCAGACCUUGAGGAGAGUCUUGGUACUUUCCAGUCUACAAAAGCGGUGUAUGACCGGAUUAUAGAUCUACGCAUUGCCACUCCUCAAAUUGUCAUCAAUUAUGCCAUGUUCCUAGAAGAACACAACUACUUUGAGGAAAGCUUUAAAGCAUAUGAGCGAGGGAUUGCCCUCUUCAAGUGGCCAAACGUUUAUGACAUCUGGAACACUUACCUCACCAAGUUCAUUGAUCGUUAUGGUGGCAAAAAACUGGAGCGAGCCAGAGAUUUAUUUGAGCAAGCUUUGGAUGGCUGCCCUGCAAAGUUUGCAAAGACUAUUUAUCUGCUGUAUGCCAAACUGGAAGAGGAAUAUGGACUGGCGCGACAUGCCAUGGCGGUCUAUGAAAGAGCAACACAGGCAGUGGAAACUGAUGAGAGACACCAUAUGUUUAAUAUCUACAUCAAGAGAGCGGCGGAAAUUUAUGGAGUGACUUACACCAGAGCUAUCUACCAGAAGGCUAUUGAGGUUCUUCCUGAUGAGCAUGCCAGGGACAUGUGUAUGAGAUUUGCGGACAUGGAGUGUAAACUAGGUGAGAUUGACCGUGCCAGAGCGAUCUACUCUUACUGCUCUCAGAUCUGCGACCCAAGGGUGACAGCGAAUUUCUGGCAGACCUGGAAGGAAUUUGAGAUCCGACAUGGAAAUGAGGAUACAAUUAGGGAGAUGUUAAGAAUUAAACGCAGUGUCCAGGCUACAUACAACACUCAGGUCAACUUUAUGUCCUCUCAAAUGUUGAAGGCUUCAACAAGUUCCACAGGCACUGUUUCAGAUCUUGCUCCUGGUCAGAUGGGAAUUGAUGAUAUGAAAAUGUUGGAGCAAAAAGCUCAGCAACUUGCUGCAGAGGCUGAGCAGGACAAACCCAAACCAAAAGAGAAAAUUCUUUUCGUCAGGAGUGACACGUCACGAAGUGAGUUGGCUGAGCUUUCCAAACAAGCCAAUCCUGAUGAGAUUAACAUCGAUGAGGAUGAUGAUGAAGAUGAUGAAGACCAAGGACCGGACGAAGUGCAGCUUGAGCAGAAGAGUGUUCCAACCGCAGUUUUUGGAGGUCUUAAAGAGGACUGAAAAAUAACUUGUUACAUUUUGCAAAGAUCCAGACUUCUGUAACACUUCAGUGGUGACAUCUUUUUAAUUAGGAUAAAUGUUUAGAUGUGUCAACUGUUUUGUAGAGUGAUACAGUCGGCCUUAAGAAUUAGUAUAAGUAUUUUCCUAUUACAGCUUAGUUUUUUUUUUUUGUUAAAGAGAUGGAUCUAUUUUGAUCACAUGAUGUCAGUAAUUCACUCAUUUAGGAUACAUUUUAUUGACAUAAAAUACUCUUUUUUACGGUUGGAUGUUUGCUUACACUUAAAUAUUAUCCAUGGAGUCUGUAUUCUG